This is a messenger RNA of Magallana angulata, 8829 nucleotides long. RefSeq names its product rho GTPase-activating protein 5-like. Gene Ontology annotation, molecular function: GTPase activity; GTP binding. Gene Ontology annotation, biological process: signal transduction. The record is from RefSeq and is a predicted model, not a curated record. NCBI's taxonomy places the organism in Eukaryota, Metazoa, Mollusca, Bivalvia, Ostreida, Ostreidae. The transcript is spliced from 30 exons. The coding region runs from base 1337 to 6361 and encodes 1674 amino acids.
UUCAGUUUCCUUGUACAAGGUUUGAUUUUAUUAGCUCACUUCAAAUUGUUUGACUAAAAUUGGAAAAUCGAUCAUUACAUUUAUUAAGGAAACAGAACAUGUCCAUAAUCUAAAAAUAUGAAGAUGAUUUAGUACUAAGGAAGUGUCUACAAAUAUCUCCAUUACUGGGCAUUAGUGUGCACAAAAUUUAUGUCUUGUAGGCUGUUUCUCAGAUUUUGCACCAAAGAUCAGCCAUUUUGGUUUGUUACGUUCUGAGUAUUGUAAAGUACCCCGUACUUGCAGGGGAUUGAGAGGCAAGUAAAAUUUUGGUUUCGAGAUCGAGACUGAAUGGUUUGUAAGUGAUGGAUUUACUUAACUAUGUAUACUGGUAACCUGUGUAAUCUUCUGAAGCUUUCACUAGAGUGCUAAAAACCACAGAGUGGGACAAAGGUUGACCAGGUACAUUUCAGAUCGAGUCCCAUCAUAUUUCUUUGUUCAUGGUAAAUACAACGCUGGCGUAUUUGUGAGAUUAUCUGAGUCAUAUACUCGUCUUGCAUCUUGUUCUUGAUAUGGAAGUACAAAUGUGUGUCCCGUGCAAAAUAUUUUACAUAAAUUAAUGUUGACUUCUGUAUGGUAUCGAUAUAUGUGUGUUUUUGCACUGAGGUAUAUCAAUAAUAGAAAUAUUCUGAGGGUUGGGGUUGGGUAUUGGUCUGUAAUUAGUAUAGAUAAAGACAAGUGGGAGUGGGGAAGGAAAGAAGGAAACCAGCUCUGUCUGUCUCUUAGUGACCUGCUUCCUUAUAAUGAAGAGAUGUAUUUUACUGUUUUACACUUUUGUUGAAAAGGGGAAGAAAAAUGCAUGACUGUGUAUUUUUAAGCACUUAUGCAUGGUUGCCGAGAACGUGUAUCUAUUUUACGUACUUGAGUUUACUUGACUAUGAUAUGGCAGUAGUAAUUUUGUUGUCGGUAAACAAUGCAUGUACAAAUAUGAGGGAAACCAGUACUUGAUCUGUAUGUAGACUCACUACCCUCUCUGCUUGUCAGAAGGAAAAUGGAACAAAUCAGACUGACACAGCAUCUUUGAUCUGGCUAUUUCCUGGUACUUAGAAGUGGGGGAGUUAUUCAAGGAAGGAUACCUUUAGAGCUGAAUUUCUGAAGGAAAUCGACACUUGAUGAUAAACAGUCUCUAGCAUUAUCCUGCGUCUUCCUUCUCUAUUUCUGGGACUACUAAACAAUGGCUAAGAGAAAUUCUCCACAGGAGAAGUGUCUCCUUCGCUUUGUGGAUGAAACCUGACAGUACAACAAUGGCAGACAUGCCAUAUAGACUAGGAUAACAGUAUUUCAUGUGCGCUAUUUGGGAAUGGCUAAAAAGGCGGAGGAUAGGACUUACAAUGUCAGUGUUAUUGGGUUUUCAGGGUCGGAGAAUGUGAAGGGGCCGGUGGGGGUGGGAAAGUCCUGCCUGUGUAACCGAUUCAUCAACGAUGUGGCGGACAAAUAUCACAUGGAGCACAUCUCCGUCCUCAGUCAGACGGACUUCGCGGGGCGGGUGAUAAAUAACGACCACUUCCUCUACUGGGGAGAGACCACCAAAACUGAUGAGGGGAACAACUUCACAUUCCAUGUUAUUGAACAGACGGAAUUCAUCGACGAUGUCUCCUUCCAAUCUUUUAAAACUGGCCGCACAGACAACUACUACAAGAGGAGUACGCAAGUGAAAGUGCAGUCAGCGGAGAAGUUAAUGUACAUCUGCAAGGACCAGCUAGCUUGGACAUAUGGUGGAAUGGAAACAGACAGUGCCUAUGAGCAGAAACUGAUGCCAGAAGGGAAGUUGAACAUUGAUGGGUUUAUUUGUUGUUUUGAUGUCAGUAAGGUUUCCCAGACAACCAUGGUGCACCAAGUAGAUUUUGUUACUACCUUGUUGAAUGCAGCCAUGAAAACUAAGAAACCUAUUGUUCUGGUCACGACCAAGAAUGAUGAUGCAGACAAAAGGUACUUACAGGAAGUUGCAAAAAUCGCAGCCCGAAAGGAUUACAAGGGCAACAUUCCCAUCGUCGAAACUUCUGCUCACAAAAAUGUCAACGUGGAACAAGCUUUCUUAGUGCUUGCUCAUAUGAUGGACAAGAACAAGCGCCGACCAAUUAUCACCCCUUACAUUGAUGCUUUUAAACAGCGUCAAGAAAUUGAAGAAGUAGCAAUCGAAGCAUAUAAAAAUCUGUUACGCAUUCAUGUGACAGACCCCAAGGCUGUGUUUAAAUCAUACCUUAGGAAACUGGAGAAAGAACCAGAUUUUAACCAUUAUGUUGAACUCUUAGGAACUGAAAAUGCAAAGAAAUUGUUUCGUCAGCAUGCGAGACAGUUACGCGAGGACCAGAUCAGAAAAAGGGAACAAAUAUUUUCUACGAGGCUGCCAGAUUUGAUUCAACGGUUUUUACCUGAUUUAGAAACCAUUGGAAACAGGUCGUGGAGUGCUUGUCAGAAAUACAUCAAAGAUCACAAAGACUUCAACCACUACUUUGUGGAGGUGUGUAAGCCGGGGGAAGGGGAAACCUGGAAGAUGGUGCCCAAGUUCAUUGAUAACUACAAUGAGACGAGGACGCCGUUUGACAUCUUGAGCUCGCCCGAGGGAGAGGCUGUGUACCAAAAGCAUCUCAAGCAGCUCCAAGAGGCGCACAAGAAAAUCCAACUGAUGCAACAGUUCAAAAAGCUUCUGUCAGAGACCCCUCAGGUGACCCCCGGGGCCACCCUAGAGGACACCUAUCUGUUGUUUGUGGGCAAGGACUGCUACAUUGGGCUGUCCCAGGCGGAGCGGGACGACGUGUUUGAUGACUUCCAGGAAGACCUGAAGUACCAGGUGAAGCAUGAGCUUCACGAGCUGCUGUGGGAGAGGACGGCCACCUUCAUACAACAGAGGAUGCAGCCCAACUCCUCCCACAAACUCACACAGGAUGAUCUCAACAGCAUCAAGGCCGAAAUCGAGAAGGACCCCAGGUACCGUCGGCUGGACAAGAUGGAGGAUGAGCGUGACGUGAUCCUGAUCAACCACCUCGGGUUCUUGGAGUGUCCCUCCAGCGAGCAGUGCUACUACAAGGAGCUGUGUGCCGAGACUCAAGUGCAAUCAGUAUUAGAGACAGCUGCCAAGACAGUCAAUCGAUCAUCAAACAGAAUAUCAGCUGUUUCUGAAAAGGAAUGUCCACUGAAUUUAGUCCUCCUGGGAAAUGAAGAUCUAGCCAAUAAACUUCUAAAGCAAAUUAGGGAAAUGUUUGAACACGACCUGUUCCAGUAUAAUGACACCAUAUACCAGGUCGAUUAUCGUCCAAUCGGGGAAGAUGUAAGCCUGGAACAGAAUGCUUUCCAGACUGCAGAGUUUAAGCCAAAUGGUUGUUUAUGUAUGUAUAAAUCUGAAUCCUCGCUCAAUUAUAUUGCCUCAAGUCUGGAGACCGUUCUGACUGCGGAUGUACCGGAGGAAGAAAGCCUGCGUAAUCUGCCAAUUGUCAUCAUCCAUGAGUACGACCCCCAGCUAUCGGAGAAAGACAGCAUGAAACUCAGUCAGAAAGGACAGGACCUCGCCAGAAAAAUGAAUUGUGAUUUUGUAUACAUUCCUGAGGAAAACAACCCUGAGAACAUGCUCCUGAUACAGGUAGAGGACGCUCUCCUAGCCCUGGUCCGAACGUCCAAUGGAUUCAAUCUACAGCUAGAACCUCAGCUAAGAAUUGCAAUGUGUAUUAUGUGUGGUGAGGACUUCAGUGUGGAUAUUCCUAUGGGCCCCGUUCUGAACAGCAACGCCACCUAUGUAGAUGUAGAAACAGAUCUCUCCGUAUCCCUAGAGCUGGAGUUAGAAAGUACAUCUGAUGGGAGCAAACAGAAAGUAGAAGUUUGCGUGGGGUCCUACCAUAAUUUUAUCACCCGAGUAUUUCGGGAUGAGGAGGAGUUUCAAGGUUUUAUUCUAGUCUACAGUCCUGUACGACAGGCCUCGUUUGCUGCAAUGAAAGCAUAUGCAGAUAAUUUGCGGAACUUAUUUUCCAUAAUGCCUUUGAUGAUUAUUGCUGUCAAAGAUCCACUCACUCGAACUUCUUACCAGAAGGAAUUAAUAACAGCUGGGGAGAUAACAGCUGAGGACUUAGUAGCGGAGUUCAGACUCACCACUCAAGACUUCAAGAAACAAGCCAAUGUGUACCUGCCCUUCAUGAAGGAGGCUUGGAACAAGCGAGAUCAGCAUGAGUCUAUAUACUCUGACCCCAAUAGUCCCCCCUACGACACCAAGUUGGACAUGAGGCCCCCCGCGCCCCUCCCCGACUCCUUCCCCACCACCAACAGUAGCAGUAAUAGCCAAAGUACAGAGGACAGUCUGGAUGUGAAAGAGACGCAGUACUCUCAUGAACCGAUCUAUGACAAGCCUUUCACGCACCAUCACCCCUCAGACGGUGAGCAUGAGAGGCCUUACUCGACCACGCCCCCACCCAGACCCACUAGUCCUCCCAAUGGAGAGCUGCCCAGCCGAGACCAGCUGGUCAAGCCCAGCAUGUUAAGGAAGAACAGAGGAUCUAAUGCAGUGGGAUACCACCGGGAAGUGUUUCGCAGGUCUUUUCCUGUAAUCGAAACUGAUUCAUUACGCUUGAUAAGUUACAAGAGUCUGGAACAGCCGGACUCUGAGAGCACUCAGAGUCCAUUUCAGUUUAGGAAAUCUUGUAGUAUGAAACUUGUGGUCAAGGACAAAGAGCCAGCAUGGGCACUAAAUGAACCUCAGAGACAGAAGAAAGCGUCCACUUUUCCGACCGACGUGCGUCAGUCCGCCCGGGAUAAUGAUACUUGGACCGACCCCUCAGCACGGGAAUCCACUGGGUCCCAGAAUUCCGCGGAGGACACAACCUGGGUGGAGAAUGAUCUCUAUGCAAGAACCUCAACUAUCUUAAAUGAGUCAGCACUCAAGGACUCGCCAAAGAAACCCUUCAAGGGAGAUGCUCCCCUGGCUCAGCCAGAACAGGACAUUAGUCUGGCUGACUACGGUGUUCCCAAGGACCACUGCUUUGUCGGGGCCGGAGAGUCAGAUUAUGACACUGUAUAUGGGGCGCUGGAACCAGGUCGUAGACAGCGCAUCAUGUCACAGGAACGCAAGUCCAAAAAAAAAGCUCAAGAAUCGGAUGACUCUGAAGAGUUCAGUUCGCUGGAGCGAGAAAAGCGAGAGAAAGACUCUAUCUACAGCAGAGUGAACCGAAAACCAACGCCACAUAAAAAGAAGACGAAGCAGAAGCAGCAGGACGGCCGUGUGUACACUAUCCCCGUGUACACGGACGAAAGACCGCAGGGGAACAGGCGCAGGGAUAACCGAGAGCGGAGCAACUCCCCGACAGAAAGUGAAGGAACGGGGGACGAGAUGUCCAAAACUCCACUGAAGAAAUGCAUGAUAAAGCAAAGGAAGUGGCACGGGGUGACCGACAAUUGUAUUAUGAGUCCCCAGUCCUCUCCAGGAAACUUUACAGAUUUUGAAAUGACCAAAGAAUACUCCAGUACCAUGCCAAGGGGCGGGUUUUCCAGUGCGGACGGGGACUAUGACCUGAACGACAGUGGAAGCUGGAUGACCAAGUUCAGGACCCUGAAACCCGAGAAAAACCGUAGAAAGGAGGAGAAGAAGUUCAAGGACGGAGAAAGGAGGAGGCAGAAAGAGGAGGAGAGAAAACAGAAGGAGCAACAGAAAGCCCAGAAGAAGAAGAAGAAAGAUGGUCGGCCGGGGACGUCGGAGAGCGGGUGUAAGCUCAGCGAGUUCCCCAUGUCCAGCAACAACCCCUCCCUGCCCCAGUUUGUGGAGACUUGUGUAGAGUUCAUAGACAAUGAAGGUAUGAAUACAGAGGGUAUUUAUCGAAUCCCUGGCAACAAGCUGCAAGUGGAACUACUCCAGGGUAAACUACAGGAGGAUCCAUCGCUGGACAUCCACACGCUGGACAUCCAGGUCAACGCUGUGGCGACAGUGCUGAAGAACUUCUUCAACGACACCGAGCCCCUGAUUCCCCCGAGUCUACACGACGAGCUCCUGGAGGCAGCAGCAAAUAUUACUGAGCCAGAUGAUGAGUCGGAAGGUAUGCCUGACAAGAGCUCCAAGUUACUGGCUUUGAGGGGUGUUCUCAAGAAGAUUUAUCCUACAAAUUAUGAAGUGCUAAAAUAUUUUAUUACUCAUCUGAAGAGAGUUAGCCAACACAAAUCUACCCAUAACAUGAACAGUUCAAACCUGGCCAUCUGUUUGUGGCCCACCCUCCUAAGAAUCGACUUUACCGGUAAGACUUACACGGACAUGACACAGAUGACUAGGCUGCCGGCCAUUAUAGUCCAGACUCUUAUAGAGCAGUGCGGUUUCUUUUUCCACGGGGAGGAUGAAAUCUCGGAGGUGGUGUGAUGAGGGUGGGCUAGUGUUUAUCCGACACAGAGACCCUUUUGCCUGAUUAUUUAGCUCAUAUCACUGUAGAGUGCAGUAACGGAGAGACAUUAUACGUUAACAUGUGGCCUUGCCUGUGCUGAGAGAUGAGUGCAGAGAACGGGGACUGAUUGCCAGCUAAGCAGGCCGGGCCUGCAUGCCAUACAAUGGCGGACCAGCACCAGAAGGCAUUCUGGCAGCUAACAGGUUGGCACGAGUCACGGAGGCAUUUUCUUGUUCAUUAACUGUAUAGUGUUUUAUUUACAAUUUUAGUGGGCCAAUAUACCAGUGCAUAAUAUGUGUAUGAGAGAAUGUUGCAAAAGAAUUAGGGCAAAUGAUGCUUUGUUGUCAGUGAUACGAAAUAUUCCGCCUCUCUUUCUUUUUUUUCUUUUUUUCUUUUUGCAUAUAGUCAGAGUGAAUAUUUAGUGUACUAUUUGUCCAAAUUUAAGAUGUAUGCAAUCCUGAAAUAGUGAGAGUGUUGUUAAAGGGAGAUAAGCAAGUGGUCACCACUUCUGGAUAUCAAGUUGUAUUAUAGUCAUUGUGUGAAGCUAACCACAAACUUGGAAACCAUUUUUUAAAAUGAACUGUUAUUUUGACAUUCUACUGUUUUGUUAGAGAAACUUUUUUUUCAGCUGUGAUUUUACAAUGUUGAUUUUUGUGGUAUCUUUUUCUUAUACUAUGUUAUUUUAACUCAUUAUGAAACUGUUAUUUUUGGGAGAAUCAAGUUCUAUUUUAUUUACCUUGAGUGAAAAAACCUGAAACAUUGCUACAUGACAAAACCCUAAAUGUGCAGUCAGUGAUGAUCUUCUUUAUUUGAAACAAAUAUUUUCUCUAUCUAUAUUUACUGUAUUUCAAGGUGGAAGAAAAUGCUGAUUUUUCACCAAUUCAUCCUAGUACAAAUCCCACAGAAAAUUUUUACUUUCAUUACAGUGUGUUAUGUUACUUUCAUUUUCCUUAAAUUUAUCAGACUUUUACCUAUAUAUCCUCAAAGGGCUUCAAGUAUAGAUUUUUUUCAUAAUUAAGUUAUCAAAUAUGGAUCAUAAGUGUAAUGUGUAAAAACUCCAUGUUGAGUACAUUUUAUCAUGAAUUAUAAUUUUACCUGUACUUAUUUAUAUAUGACACCUUAUAAAACCAAAUUAAUUUGUGUAAAAUUGGAUGACUACACCAGUUAAUUGUAUUUAUUAUCAUUACAUAUUUAUAUUAUAUAAUGCCUGCUUAUAAAUGAUAGCCCCUUAUGUAAUACACACUCUAAGUCAAAAUAGUUGGAUGUGUAUUCGGGUCAUCACUGUUAUUCCUUGAAGUUAGCUCUAAUGGUCAAAGUUUCAAAUCAUGAAAAAAUUGUAAUUUAUAAAAGGCAUUCAAGAAUAUUAAAAGUAAUGUAGACUCCUAUUGUGCAUAAGAGUGAAGGGAGAAUAUUUUUUCUCCAUCAUUCGUAUGGUAAAAUCUGUGUAUGACUGAAUAAUGCCAAAUGAACCAUAUAAUUGUCACUCAGAUGAUUCAACAGAACCAAAUAAUUGGGAAAACAAGCAGUUACUGUUAUAAUAUGCAAUGACAAAGUGAAUGCAUCAUGACUUGAAAUUUCAUUGUUCCCCCUGAAACUCUCUAGUCCAAAAGUUGAUGUGUCUUUCUACCGCAUUGUGUGUUUGAGGACACAGUGUUCAUUGCCCAACCUGUGGAGGGGGGACUUCAUGUAUCAUCCAACAGACACUCUUCUUUUUUGUUUCAUAUCUUUGAAGUAGUGGACCAUUGACUAUUACAAUCUUAUACAUGUAGAAUGCCAAUGUUAUGCGUGUACAAUUGUAUUGCAUUCUAUGAUGAUUUAUUGUUUACGCUGCAAGAUAUUCAACUUGUGUAUUAACCUACUGAUGUUCUAGAAAUUCUCUGAUCGAAUUAUGGAUAUUAAGUUCACUGGUAACGUAACUCUUUUACAAUUUCUGAGUUACCGCAGUCCGUGGAUUUUGGUGUAUUUAAGUUAAUCAAGUUGCUAUAGCUACUAGGUGAUAUAUGAUUAUUUCCUGUACAAUAUUUUGCUCAGGUUAAUGUACGUAACAGAAACCUUUCACCAAAGGUGUGAUCUUCAAACCCCAAGAAAAAAUAAUUGAAAUGUUGAGAAGUUUGUAGGAAUCGACAAGGAUCUCUUUGCAGGGUUGUGAUACCAAACACUGGAGGCAUUUUCUGUGUCUUACUAAAUAUGAAAAUUGGGCCAAAUGCAAAACUUAAAGAACAGAAUAUAAUUAUGUAUGUAUAUCUAACCAAGUAUACCAAGCUUGCCUUUGUAAAUUUUGAUUGGUUAAACAUUCUGUAUGACGGCCCUUGGCGGGCUGUCCUAUGGGUCAGUCUACCCACGGUAAUCAUGGUCUGUACCAGUCGUUGAAUGGUUUUUCCACUGCUGCUAUUUAAUUUGCUUUACACAGAGAUGUACAAUACUUCAAUAAAAUGUCAAUAAUUUA